GAUAAGGAGCUCGGGAAGCCGCGCGCGCCACUCCUCCUCCGCCUCCCAUGUCCGCCGCCGCCGUGCAGCCCGUGCUCCCUUCCUCCUCCUCCUCCUCCGCCUCAACCGGAGGUCAGCAGCAUGGCAUCCUCACCGCCGACCGCGUGGCGGGGCUGCUCACCGGCUACGCGACCCUCCGCCGCACCGGCGAGCUCCACGCCGCGGCGGUCCGCGCCAGCGUGGACGGCGACCGGGCGGUGGGAUUCCGCCUCCAGCGCGCGUACGCCGCCUCCGGCCGCCUCGACCUCGCGGUCACGCUCCUCCGCCGAACGCAGGACCCCACUGCCGUGUUCUACACCUCCGCCAUCCACGCCCACUCCUCCCGCGGCCUCCACCUCGCCGCGCUCGCGCUCCUCUCCGAGAUGCUGAGUGGAGGCCUCCUCCCCACCUCGCACACCCUCUCCGCCUCCCUCCCCGCCUGCCACGGCCUCGCCCUUGGCCGCGCCCUGCACGCGUAUGCCUUCAAGCUGGCGCUCACCGGCGACUCCUACGUCGCCACCGCUCUUCUCGACAUGUACGCGCGGGCAGGCGACGCCGAAGCAGCGCGCGCCCUGUUCGACGAAAUGUCCGACCCGCACAUCGUGUCCGUCACGGCGAUGCUCACCUGCUACGCCAAGAUGGGGACGCUCGACGACGCACGCGGGCUGUUCGACGGGAUGCCCCACAAGGACUUCAUCUGCUGGAACGCCAUGAUCGACGGCUACACGCAGCACGGGAGACCGAACGAGGCGCUCCGGCUGUUCCGACGGAUGCUGCGGUCAGGUGUUGACCCCGACGAGGUGACCGUCGUGCUGGCACUUUCUGCCGUCGCGCAGCUCGGCACGGCAGAGUCCGGGAAGUGGCUGCAUUCCUACGUCAAGAACAGCCGGCGAGUUCGUCUCAAUGUCAGGGUUGGCACGGCGCUCAUUGACAUGUACUGCAAGUGUGGCAGCUUGGAGGACGCCGUGUCAGUGUUCGACAGCAUCGCCGACAAGGACAUCGUCGUCUGGAACGCCAUGAUCAACGGCUACGCAAUGCACGGACAUAGCAGAAAGGCACUGGAGAUGUUCCCGCAGCUCCGGGCUCAGAACCUCUGGCCAACUGACAUCACCUUCAUCGGCUUGCUCAACGCCUGCAGCCAUUCUGGGCUUGUCGACGAGGGCCGCCAGUUCUUCCGAUCAAUGGAGGAGGAGUACGCCAUUGCGCCCAAGAUCGAGCACUACGGUUGCAUGGUCGACCUCCUCGGCCGUGCCGGCCUCAUAGAAGAAGCAUUCCACCUCGUCCAGAGCAUGGCGAUCGCCCCCGACGCCGUCAUGUGGGUGUCACUGCUCGCUGCGUGCCGGCUUCACAAGAACAUGGCGCUAGGCCAGCAGAUCGCCGACUACCUCGUUGCGGAGGGGCUCGCCAACUCCGGCAUGUACAUCCUCCUGUCGAACAUCUACGCGGCGGUCGGGAACUGGGAAGAGGUCGCAAGAGUAAGGUCCAUGAUGAAGGCCAGCGGCAUCCACAAGGAGCCCGGGUGCAGCGCCAUUGAGAUCGGCCGCAAGGUGUACGAGUUCGUCGCCGGCGACAUGAGCCACGGGCGCAACGGUGAGAUCUACGCCAUGGUGGAGAAGAUGAAUGCGCUCGUGAAGGAGCAGGGGCACGUUCCUCGGACCGAGCUGGUGCUGCAUGAUCUUGACGAGGCGACCAAGGAGAAGGCGCUGGCCGUCCACAGCGAGAAGCUCGCCGUUGCGUUUGGGCUCAUCAGCACGGCGCCCGGGGAGACGAUCAAGAUCGUCAAGAACCUGCGUGCGUGCUCCGACUGCCACGCCGUGUUGAAGCUGAUGUCGAAGAUCACCGGCAGGAAGAUCGUGUUCAGGGACAGGAGUAGGUUUCACCAUUUCGUCGAUGGGUCCUGUAGCUGUGGGGAUUACUGGUGAUGCCGCCAUGGCGUCUCAUUGCUCAUAGGGCUGGUUUGCUUUUCACAUUGCCAGAUCUUUGUACGCCUUAGAGUAGAAAAAGAUAGAGAAUUGAUGUUCAGCUUUGCGCCAAAAAUUAAGCCCAGACAGGGAAGGAAACGAAAGAAAAUCAAGCUAUGCCGCUCAAACUUCAAGUGUAAUUCUAGGUAUGCAUCUUUGCACAAUUUCAUGCACCAGGAGCCAAAAACACCAGCCUAAAAACAUCCAUAUUAUAACCUGAAACAAAACACCAGCCCAAAGUGGCACAAUCUGUCCCCAUGGCAAGGAUUAGUUGGCACACUCAAUACCGAUUAAAGAGUAAUAAGGUAGUAAGUUACUCAUUCCAGGAUAAUUCAAAGAGUUACAGGGUACUCGUUGUCUCAUUCCAGAAUUUAACAAAAGAGGUAACAGGGUACUCAUUGUCUCAUUCCAGAAUUUAACUAAAGAGGUAACA
Oryza brachyantha (malo sina) is the source of this 2412-nucleotide messenger RNA. Its product is annotated as pentatricopeptide repeat-containing protein ELI1, chloroplastic. The record is from RefSeq and is a predicted model, not a curated record. Gene Ontology annotation, biological process: RNA modification. NCBI's taxonomy places the organism in Eukaryota, Viridiplantae, Streptophyta, Magnoliopsida, Poales, Poaceae. Gene Ontology annotation, molecular function: RNA binding; zinc ion binding; protein binding. The transcript has a single exon. The coding region runs from base 48 to 1940 and encodes 630 amino acids.